Messenger RNA from Paramuricea clavata, 853 nucleotides. Lineage: Eukaryota; Metazoa; Cnidaria; Anthozoa; Malacalcyonacea; Plexauridae. The record is from the annotation of a GenBank genome assembly.
AUGGACUUAAAGCGUCGUCUGCUGUUUGACUUUUUAAAGUAUGAAAAAUUUGAUAUUAUAUUUCUUCAAGAAUCGCUUAUUGCAACCGUUGAAGAUUGUGUAAAAUGGAACAAGGAGUCGAGACUGAAAGGGUAUUGGCGUCUUGGCUUGUCAAAUAGUUGCGGUGUUGGUAUAUUACUCCGCGAUCCCAACAGAUUCAAACACUGUACUUUUCGUUGUGAUGUUGCUGGACGUAUCAUUUCUUAGGAUUGUACACUCAAUAGUCAGAACUUGCGGUUUAUUAAUAUAUAUAUGCCCCUACUGAUUUAACUACGCGCAUAGAAUUCUGGAUACACAUUUCGUCUCUCGUAGACGGUUAAUUAUUGGAGGUGAUUUUAAUUGCAUGUUAGACUUGGACAAGGAUAAAUAUGGCGGAAAUCCAGUCUCAGGAGAUACUGGUGCUUUACAUCUAAAGAAACUAAUACAGCGACUUGAUUUUGUUGACAUUUGGCGUAAACAGCACCCAACUGAUCGUCAAUUUACGUGGCAAACUAAACGUGGUAGCAUUAAAUGUCGUUUGGACAGAUUUUAUUUUUCUUCAUCGCUUGUAAGGGAUCAUGACGUUGAAACAGACAUAAUGAUAUAUCCAUAUUCGGAUCAUGAUCUUGUUCGGAUCUUGUUAACGGUUGACAAAGCUAGUAGUAAUGUUGGUCCCGGUGUGUGGAAGUUAAAUGUCUCAUUAUUAAAAGUGCAAGAAGUUCGUGAGCAAAUUGCUUCAUUUGGGGACAAUUGGAAAGAUCGGAAACGUGAUUUUGAUAAUGUAGCUGAAUGGUGGGACUCUGGCAAGCUAAGAUUUAAAAGGCUGUCUCCCUAA